Messenger RNA from Penicillium verhagenii, 513 nucleotides. RefSeq lists its product as uncharacterized. The transcript has a single exon. The record is from RefSeq and is a predicted model, not a curated record. Lineage: Eukaryota; Fungi; Ascomycota; Eurotiomycetes; Eurotiales; Aspergillaceae. Bases 1 to 513 code for a protein of 170 amino acids.
AUGGCCACAGCAAACCCCAUCUCCGCAGCCCCCGCGCUCCGCAAUGAAUUCCCCACUCCGACCCAUCCCGACCGACUACAAGUCAAUCGCAGCGCCAUUGCCUUUGGCAGCGGGGCAUACUCGCUCAUCGACCUGCCCGCCGGUGCACUAUUUGCCAAAAUCACCACAGCCACUCCUGGCAAGAAAGCCUACACCACUGUACAAACUGGCGCGAAUACCCAUAUCGAACUGAACUCGGAUUUGGUCUACUGCAAUCACUCUUGCGCACCCUCGCUUGUGUUUGAUAUGUCUCGAUUGGAGGUGCGGGUAGUGGAUGAUCGGGCGUUGAAGGCUGGAGACGCCUUGACAUUCUUUUAUCCGAGUACGGAGUGGGAUAUGGAUCAACCGUUUCAAUGUACUUGUGGCGCAGAUGCCUGUCGGGGAAUGAUCACUGGGGCCAAGGCUACCUCCAUCGGUGUCCUGAGACAGUACUGGUUGAACCCCCAUAUUGAGGCCUUGUUGCAGGAACAGUGA